Messenger RNA from Actinia tenebrosa (Australian red waratah sea anemone), 2030 nucleotides. RefSeq names its product heat shock 70 kDa protein 13. The record is from RefSeq and is a predicted model, not a curated record. Lineage: Eukaryota; Metazoa; Cnidaria; Anthozoa; Actiniaria; Actiniidae. Gene Ontology annotation, molecular function: ATP binding; ATP-dependent protein folding chaperone.
AAUUUCACAAUUUUUCAACAAUUUCUUUUUGAUCUUCGAAAAAUGAGUUUAGGAAUAAUUCUUGGAGGAAUAUUUGCUCUUGUUGUAGCUGGAUACAUCGCACAAAGUCGUCUGCCUCCUCCAAAGCCAAAGAUUGUAGGGAUAGAUUUGGGAACGACGUAUUCUUGUAUUGGUGUUUAUCAAGCCAUUUCUGGACAUGUUGAUAUUUUGAUGAACGAAAAUCAUGCCAAAGUUAUUCCUAGUAUUGUUGCUUUUAACGAUAAAGAAGUCCUUGUUGGUCACAGAGCGUUAGCACAGGCUGAGAUCAAUCCAAAAAAGACGAUUUACGACGCGAAGAGGUUUAUAGGAAAAAAAUUUACCAAGGAAGAAUUGAGAAACUUAAAAAAGUUAUACCAGUUCAAAAUAGAUGAAGAUGAUAAAGGGAAUCCAGUUUUUGUGGUGGAAAAAGGGAAAAAUCACUCAUUUGUGAGUCCUGUAGAAAUAGGAGGGUAUGUUAUUAAGGAACUCCGAAGAAUGGCUGAGAAAAAUCUAAGUGGAAUUGUGACUAAAGCUGUAAUGUCUGUGCCAGCAGAAUUCAACAUGGCACAGAGAAAUGCCACUAUAAAGGCAGCAGAACUGGCUGGAAUCAAAGUUCUUAGAGUUAUAAAUGAGCCUACCGCUGCUGCCUUAGCCUAUGGAUUACACAAGAAAACUGGAGUCAAUAAUGUCAUGGUUGUCGACCUUGGCGGAGGUACCCUGGACGUGUCCCUUUUAAACAUCCAGGGGGGGAUGUUUGUGACAAUGGCCAUGGCAGGUAACAACAGACUAGGUGGCCAAGACUUCAAUGAAAGACUCAUGGCUUAUUUACUUUCUUUGAUAAAAGAUCGCUUCAGUGAAGAACUAACAAAUUCUGAAGAUAUACAAAAAUUACGCCAAGAAGUCGAAGCUGCAAAAAUUAAUUUAACGACACAAUCAGAAGUAGUUUUACGUGUCCCUCUUCAUUCAUUAAAUAGAGGGAAAAAUUUAGCAAUUUUUGAGGAGCCUCUGACUCGGCAUACUUUUGAAAAAAUUACUCAGGACUUGUUUCAAAAAGUUCUUAGACCAAUAAAAAGAGUUCUAAAGGAGGUUGAUCUUCCGAAUACGGCAGUUGACGAGGUGGUUCUCGUAGGUGGAUCUACCAGGAUACCAAAAGUGAGGCAGUUGAUUAAGGAGUUCUUUAAUGGGAAGCCUCCCAAUGUAUCAAUUGAUCCUGAAUUAGCUGUUGCUACUGGUGUUGCUAUCCAGGCUGGUAUCAUUGGAGGAAUGUGGCCUCUACAAGUAUCAGCUAUAGAAAUAAUGAACCAUGUAAAGAAAGUAAAUGUAAAUGAGUAACAACCUUAAAUAUGCCAUAAAAUCCUGUUAAGAGACACUCAACUGACAAUGUCUGGUCAAAACUGGCAUUUGUCUUGCAAAAUGCCCCUUAGGUCAUUCUUUUUGACCAUUCAUAUUAGACUGGUUACGUGUCUAUCAGUCCAAUGUGGCUGGUCAUCUUGUCCAGAUCUGGCCUUGCAUCCAGAAGCCAUUAUUUUGAGCCCUGAUAUUAUAUAGCUAUAACGAAACCAUAAAAAAACUAUAUUUAUUUUAAUAUCCAGUCUUAAACACAACCACAACCUCUAUUUAAUUUCCUUUAAAAAAAAUUUGAUAUUUUCCAAAAAGAAUUUUAAUUUUGGGUUGAUGUUUUUGCACUAAAACUGCCUUGAAAAAAAUAAACAAAAUAAUAUUUUAUUAGUCAUAUUUAUUUAUGCAAACAUACAAAGUAAUAAGGGAAACAAAGAAAUGGAGAAAUAUAAUAUAAAUGAGAACAUGAAAUGAAUGUUCCAAAAAUAUGUUGAACUGUUGUGAAUGGAAUUUGGUGAAAUACUGGUAUUAAGUAAAUAUUUUUGAAUAUUUAAUAUAUUGGUAGUUGAAGAUUUUCAUUCCAGUCUGUCAAAUUUGUGUAAAAAAUAUAUUUCUAUAAACUACGCGAUGAAAGAAUAAAUAUUCAAUGUCUCAUCCAGCACAAAGAUAAACUA